Messenger RNA from Schistosoma margrebowiei, 1985 nucleotides. Lineage: Eukaryota; Metazoa; Platyhelminthes; Trematoda; Strigeidida; Schistosomatidae. The record is from the annotation of a GenBank genome assembly.
AACGUCGCGGAAAGUUUGGGUUGGAGGUCAGGGUUAUCGUUGUUCAUGAUUCUCGUAUAAAAUUCUUGAAACGAGUUAAGUGUCUUCCGGAUUGGUGUGAAAAAACAGUUGCGAUGCAUCUUGUUCCUUUCGCUGUUUUAGAUGCAUCAUUGAAAUCUACUUAGAUUACUAGGAGUUCCUUAUUACCCUAAAUCUAGCAAACUUCCGGGAGAUUUCGAAACAUGAGUUCACGUAUUCGUGAUCAUAUGAGAUUAUUCUUGUUAACUGUACUCAAUGAAGAUCCCCGACUGUUGUCUUUAUGCACGCUAAAUGAAUUGACGUCUGUAUUUGUACAAGAAAUGAAUAUUGAACUCAGUGAAAAUUGCUACUCAAAGCUUAAACAUUUUGUGUGCUCUUUUUUGUAUAAUUUGAUGAAUGAUGAGGGAGUUGUAACAAAUGGUGUGGAUCCCCAUGCUCAGAAUUAUUGCUUACCAGUUAAAAACGCUUCUUCUACACCCGAAACACGAAGACGUGUGGUAAUGCUUUCUCGUGAUGAAGUAAUGGCAUUGGCGGCUGCUACUGUUACUGAUAAAACAAAUCCGGCUGUAUCUAUAUCAAACGAUGGAGAAAGUGUUAGUAAGCGUAUUAAACAAUUACGUCAAACUCCACUAAUUGGAACUAAAUCAACUAUUCGAACAUUUGUGAAUAAACCUAUAAUAAUUAAUGAAGUUAAAAGCCCAGCUUCAUCUAAUUUAGAGGUUACUCCUCUUAGAAAUAUUCAACUCAUACAAACACCUAGAAUGAUUGAAUCAUCUAAUCAAAAAACGGAAUCUUUUAAAAGUAACUCUACUAACAAUAAUAAUAAUUCAACCAUAAUGUCUAUCAAUAAACCAAAUUUAUCCGCAUUUAUUUCUCAAUCUUCAAUGAAUGAUUGUAAACGUCAUAUAUCUGUUCCGUCGUCUUCAUUUAAUUCUACUACUAAUACUACUACUGCUACUAAUAAUAGCAUCAAUAAUAUUUCAGCUACGAAAACAGGUAUAACAAUAAAGCGACAAUUAAGUGAAGCAGUGAUAUCAAACUCGUCAGCUGUCUACACCUUCAUCCAGUGUUGAUUUCUACACUAAGACUCGGACCAAAUAACAUCAAGCGCUAGCUAGUCACCCACUAAACUUCUGAGUCCACAUCACAACCAACUUGUUCAACAGGUAUGAAGUUUGAAGCAAAAGGUAUCGGAUUCAAUUCUAAGUAUAUACAUCAACACUAAGAUUCAGAUACAUUCAGCUGACUAGUCCCAAUUAAAAUGGAACGCGUGUUGUUGAUCCCAUCGCUAGCUGCAAUCCAAUCUUACUAAAACUUGUAACUUAAGGAUAGUAUUGAGGUAAUUCGCUUAGGAUUCACAUGUGCCAAUAAGGAUCGAUCAACUGCAGUGCAUAAUACUAACAAUAUGAAAACUCGAACCUUUGCAUAUGAAUAAUAUUCUUCUGCAAAUUUUAUCUACAGCAUACAUCGGAGACGGAUUAUAUAUUGCUUAGGCCAUAGUUCGACCUGCAACUAGUCGUCUGUUAGACAACAAUUAAAAUUGAUGGUUUCGAUACAUAUAACGAUCUCGACGUGUGUGGGUAUAGAGAAGAUCGUAUUCUCAUACUUCUGUUUUGGAAGCAUUCAUUUCAAUUCAAAGAGGAUUAGACGCUUAUUUUUUCAUUCUGCAUUUCUUUUCAUACACAUCUUCAUGUUAUUAUUAGUGUACGCAUAUAAAAAGAGAUGAUUUUCAACUUUCUGAUUCUGUUAAAUAACAAUCAAAAUAGCUGUCAUAGAUUUAUUUGUCUAAAUUUGUAAAUAAUCAGUAUUUACCUGUUCAGUGUUAUUAUUUAUACCACAGGUUAUUUUUAAAUACUGCAUAAAGAGUUAAACAACAGCUUUAUAAUCUUUCAUUUGUUCAUGAAAUUCAUGUAAAUGGUGCUGUAUUCAAUAGAGACUUAUUAUUCAUUAUGUAUAAAUAUAAAUAC